Leptinotarsa decemlineata (Colorado potato beetle) is the source of this 1444-nucleotide messenger RNA. RefSeq names its product putative choline-phosphate cytidylyltransferase. Gene Ontology annotation, biological process: CDP-choline pathway. NCBI's taxonomy places the organism in Eukaryota, Metazoa, Arthropoda, Insecta, Coleoptera, Chrysomelidae. The record is from RefSeq and is a predicted model, not a curated record. Gene Ontology annotation, molecular function: phosphatidylcholine binding; choline-phosphate cytidylyltransferase activity.
AAAUGUGCCAAUCGCAAAUGGUUUUCGGCGAUUUGGACUUAUGAACUAGUGGAGUGACAGUAUUAUGAUGACGUAAGGGGUAUUCCGAGUUUUCUAUCAAAAAUAUUGAAUGGAUCUUUCAUUCUGGUUGCAACCAUUCAUCUUGAUGGGUAAAUAAGUUCUUCGCGUAAUUGGUCUGGAUGAGAGCAUUUGCUAAACGGACUCAAAAAUUACUCUUGUCACAAAUCGCAGUUACAAAAAAAAAUAGUGCCCAAAGUGCUUAAAACUGUUCUGACAACAUCUUGCCAAAUAAAAUACUACGUGUCAAUAAAAUUGUGAACCCAAAAUAUUUUUCUACGGCAUAUUUUCAAUGUUAGAUAUUCAGUCUAGAUUGAACAGCCACACAAGAACCACGAUGUCCAGGAAAAGAACAAGAAGCCGUUCUGAAGAAUUAAUAACGUCACAGUCUCAUGAGCAUGAUGUGCAACCCUUACAGAUGAGAAACUACACCCCCGCACCUUUUAGUGAGGACCCCGGACCGACGAAAUUGCGCGAGGAAUGUGAUUACACUAUAAAAAUAACGCACACAAUGGCAAAAACUGGUUCUGCGCCCAGACCAGUCAGGGUUUACGCCGAUGGUGCGUUCGAUCUGUUUCACCAGGGACAUGCCAAGGUGUUGAUGCAGGCCAAAAACGCAUUUCCCAAUGUUCAUUUGAUAGUAGGAGUAUGCAGCGACAGGCUGAUCAACAAGCACAAGGGUCGGACCGUCCUAAAGGAAGAAGAGCGGUACAACGCUGUUCAACACUGCCGGUACGUAGACGAGGUGCUACGCGACGCCCCCUGGUCCUAUUCCGACGAAUUUCUGGAGAAGAACAAAAUCGACUUUGUCGCCCACGACGACAUACCGUACGCGUGCGGAGACACUGAAGAUAUCUACGCCGAUUUGAAGAAACGCGGAAUGUUCCUGGCUACGCGGAGGACGGAAGGAGUGUCUACGUCCGACAUUGUGGCCAGGAUCGUCCGGGACUACGACGUCUACGUCAGACGGAAUCUAGCCAGAGGAUAUUCGGCCAAAGAUCUCAACGUUUCGUUCCUGAAGGAGAAGAAGUUCAGGUUGCAGAACAAGAUGCACGAGCUGAAGCAUAAAGGGAAGAACCUGAUCGACUCGAUCGGCGAAAGAACCGACGGGGUUAUCUCUCUUUGGGAGGGGAAAUCUAGGGAGAUCGUCGAUAGCUUUCUUUUGUAUUUCUUUCAGAAACCGAUGAUAAUGUGGAACAAUUCCAAAGAUAGGAUUAUGAACGCUAUUGCUUCCGACCAUUCCUCUAGCGAAGACGAAGAAAAGGUGCCUGCCAAAAGAAACAGGGUCAAGUAAAAUGAAGGAAAUAUUAUGUUGUUUCAAAAUGUAUGUCCUGUUCAAGAAUUAUUUAUUUAUAUUAUAUUUUCAUAAUAUAUUGAACAGUUUUUU